Molecule: messenger RNA, 1179 nt
Organism: Cyphellophora attinorum
Lineage: Eukaryota; Fungi; Ascomycota; Eurotiomycetes; Chaetothyriales; Cyphellophoraceae
Exons: 2
Coding region: 1-1179 (392 amino acids)
Cellular component (GO): SBF transcription complex; cytoplasm
Molecular function (GO): transcription coregulator activity
Source: RefSeq, a predicted model, not a curated record
AUGCCGCCCUCCUUACCGGCCCAGCAGCAACUUUCUUCGGCAGCUCGAUCUGCUACAUUAUUCGAUAACAGUUCUCAGAGCUCGACGACCUCACAAAUAUCUCAAGCAGCCCUUCCGCCCUUCCCUGAUGUCGACACUGGAGCCGAUAUCACGUCUACGGUAGCUCGUGACCUGACCCCGCCGUCGUCUGCUUCUUCCUCGGUCCAGGAAGAUGUCAUCACCGCACAAGAUUCGCCUACGCCGAGAAAGAACACGGCAGGCAUCAAGCCAGACUCGCCAGUCUCUGCUGGAUCGGUAGAACAUGGAGGUGUCUUGGGACGGGCGAGAGCGGACAGCGCCGCUGGAUCUAAGAGAACCGCCAGCGGGCAUAUAAAGCAGCCAUCUCAAACGUAUCAUGACUAUACACCUCGCCCAGACCACAAGAACCCGAGUCAUACGCGCUCUUCCAGUGCAGCGUCGGUCGGCAGCAACGGCAACGUAGCAGAGAUUUCGCAGCACCUUCGCACGAAAUUGAAGUAUGCAAUGGUGAAGGUCCAGCACGGGUGGCAGACCCGGUCGUUGGAAGAGCUCGAGUCUCUAGCUUCAGCAUCUCCACGCUCGACGGCAUCAGCCGUGACACAGACUAAUGUGAAUUCAGGUUCUCCGAGAAGGCUUAUACACCAGCGCCUAUCUCGCAAAUGGAGUGAUAGCUCGAGUUCUGUGAGCAGUCAGUCUGAGCUGUACAACAUGGCAUCGCCACAGCUCGCUGCUGUCCCAGAGUCCGGCUCCCAGUUGCGUGGCCUGGCUCCUCCAGCAGAUAUCAUUGCCGGACAGCGUAGGCGGCCCCCGCCAAACGAAUCGACCGACAUCAGUUUGUCUCAGGAUCCGUCACGGACCGUUAGACCUGCUGCGAAGCAACGAACCCCCAGCCAGAAUGCCGUCCUUGAGAAGGACGCGGUGGAGACGCUUCUGUUCAUGGCCAGCCCUAACAACUCCAGCUACCACGUCAGCUCGCAGCCAUCACAAGAAUCAUCACUUCGUUCGACACAGGUUCUGUCUGCGAUGACCUCGCCACUGCGGACGCAGUUCAGCCAGAGCACAUUAUCGUCACCGAAGAAGUCGCGUUCAGCAUCAGUCCACCUUGAACACUCGGACGGACCGUGCAGCGCUUAUCGAGCAAAUGCUGGACGACCUACCUGA